AUGGGGGGCGGAGGGUCGGCCCUGAGGGUCUGCGCCGACCACCGCGGGGGCAUCAACUGGCUCAGCCUGAGCCCGGACGGGCAGCGCCUGCUGACGGGCAGCGAGGACGGCACGGCCCGGCUCUGGAGCACCGCGGACGGCCAGUGCUGCGCGCUCCUGCAAGGGCAUGAGAGCUACGUGACCUUCUGCCAGCUGGAGGACGAGGCUGCCUUCACAUGCAGCGCUGACCGCACCAUCAGAAAGUGGGACGUGCGCACUGGGCAGUGCCUGCAGGUCUUCCGAGGACACACGUCCAUCGUGAACAGGAUCCUGGUCGCCAACAACCAGCUCUUCAGCAGCUCCUACGACCGCACAGCUCGAGCCUGGAGCGUGGACAAGGGACAGGUGGCUCAGGAGUUCCGAGGCCACCGCAACUGCGUGCUGACCCUAGCCUACUCCGCGCCCUGGGACCUGCCCGGGGCUCCCUGCGCCGAGGAGGUUGGGGGGCUCCUGGUGACGGGCAGCACGGAUGGCACGGCCAAGGUGUGGCAGGUGGCCAGCGGCUGCUGCCACCAGACGCUGCGGGGCCACACGGGAGCCGUGCUCUGCCUUGUGCUGGACACGCCCAGUCACACCGCCUUCACCGGCAGCACCGACGCCACAAUCCGCGCCUGGGACAUCCUGAGCGGGGAGCAGCUGCGGGUGUUCAGGGAGCACCAGGGCUCUGUCAUCUGUCUGGAGCUCGUGAACCGGCACGUGUACUCGGGCAGCGCGGACAGGACGGUCAAGUGCUGGCUGGCAGACACCGGGGAGUGCGUGCGCACGUUUGCGGCGCACCGGCACAGCGUGAGCGCCCUCAGAUACCACGCGGGCACCUUAUUCACGGGCAGCGGGGACGCCCGCGCGCGCGCCUUCGACGCCCAGUCCGGAGCGCUGCAGAGGGUGUUCCGCGGCCACGCCUUCGUCAUCAACUGCAUCCAGGUGCACGAACAGGUGCUGUACACGGCGUCGCACGACGGCGCGCUGCGCCUCUGGGACGUGCGCGGCCUCCCGUGCGCGCCGCCGCCGCGCCCCGCCGCCCCCGCGCGCAGCCGCUCCCGCCUCUUCAGCAACAAGGUGGGCUGCGCCGCCGCGCCCCUGCAGCCCGCCUGA
Molecule: messenger RNA, 1131 nt
Organism: Neogale vison (American mink)
Lineage: Eukaryota; Metazoa; Chordata; Mammalia; Carnivora; Mustelidae
Gene: WDR86
Product: WD repeat domain 86
Exons: 6
Coding region: 1-1131 (376 amino acids)
Molecular function (GO): protein binding
Source: RefSeq, a predicted model, not a curated record